Cavenderia fasciculata is the source of this 3990-nucleotide messenger RNA. RefSeq lists its product as uncharacterized. Bases 1 to 3990 code for a protein of 1329 amino acids. The transcript is spliced from 3 exons. NCBI's taxonomy places the organism in Eukaryota, Evosea, Eumycetozoa, Acytosteliales, Cavenderiaceae. The record is from RefSeq and is a predicted model, not a curated record. Gene Ontology annotation, molecular function: protein binding.
AUGCUAAAUGAAGAAGACGAAAACAAUGAUUUCAAAUAUACUACAACUUUAUCAACAUCUUCUACUAUAGUAUCAUCAUCAUCAUCAUCAUCAUCACUGUUAUUCAGAUCUGCAUCAACAUCAACGCUGACUAGAAAUUAUAAUAGAGGAAAACAACAACAACAACAACAAUCAUAUGAAAGUCAAGAAUUUAAAGAAAAAGAUGAUCAAACUAUAGAUAAGAAAAAGAAUAAUUCUACAUCAUCAUCAUCAUCGUCGUCGUCAUCAACUACGUCACCAACAACACCAAGUUCAAGAGUAACAGAAGAACAAACACAAUUGUUUGAAAGUUUGGCCAAGUUUAUCAUAGAGAUCAAGUCACCGAUUGUUAUGCCCAAUUACCAACCCUAUCCAAUGAUUCAAAACAUUAUCGAAUUUGAACAAGAGUUGUUUGACUCUAGACAAGGAGCUGGCGACGAAGAACUAGUACCACAACACCAACAACGUCAAAAAGAGAUUGAAAGACAAGUCAGAGAUUCUCUAAUGUCUGGUCAAUCUCCCUUUUCUACCCUUUCAACCAAAGAAUUACAUCAACAAUUGAAUGCUCAAUUUAAAAGUUUUAAUGAUUUCACUUCGAUACUUGAUGCAAUUAGAUUAAUGCCAGUUUAUUAUCAAGAUCCAGAUGUAAUGUUUAAAGUAUUCAAUUGGUUUACGGAAAAGGGAUGUCAAAAGACAGAGAUAUUUAAUUUCUUUUUAGAGUAUUUCCGACGAUUCAAACAAUAUCAUUUCUCCAAAGUCAAUCAUGAGAUGAAAAAGAGUGCCAAAGCAAACAUUGACACUUACAAUACACUUUUGGCCUACUAUAGCGAGAACAUGUUGUUUAAAAAUGUAAGGUUGACAUUUGCAGAGAUGGAACGAUUGGGUAUCGAGUAUAAUAUCGUUACACAUAUUCUCAAGAUGAAAGAUUCUACAUUUCCACCCAAGAGACUCGAACGACUCAUUCGCGAAUUGGAGACACAGUUUGAAGACGAGAUUGAUGAAUCUAUCAAUGCGAUGCUUCUCCAUUCAUCGCUUUGCUUUUUAAACGAUACUAGCCGAGCAUUGUCAUAUUAUAGCAAGAUAAAGGCUGCGCAGGGACAGCCGUCUCAGGCCACCUAUCAUUCUCUGUUGGUUGGAUUGACGGCGUUGGUUCGUUUUGAUUUGGUUCGAAAGUAUUGGAGUGAAAUGAUUGGAUUGGGUAUCGACCCAGAUAUGCGUACAGUGGCUGCAAUCAUUAGAACGGCUGCCGAUGUUAUGGAUGCCAAUGCUGCAAUUGACUUUUUCCGUUUUGCCAACAAAUCCAAACCAGAGAUUAGUGUGUCGUCACACGUCCUCGGUCAGCUGCUCCAAGUACUGUUGUUUGGCCAGAAAUACGAUCAAGUCGAAGAGAUGAUGAUGCAUUUGGAAAAGAAUCAGCUCUACACGUUGGAGAUUUACAACUCUGUCAUUUGGGCAUUCUCGUACAACCGUGAUGCAUCAACCUGCGAAAAGAUCUAUCAAUCGUUGGCCAAGCAGUUUGAACCGACACUCGAGACAUUUGAGCCGCUCAUCACCUCGGCCGUCGUUGUCAACGACCUCGAACUCUGCACCAAGUAUUUCCGCGAGAUGCUUCGUUGUAACGUCCACCCCAACGAACGUCUGCUCAACAUCCUCACACGUAUCUAUCUGCGUCAUGGCAAGUUCAAGGUUGUCUAUCGUCUUGAAAAGUUGAUUGCCCAAAACAACAUCUUGUCGCCAUCCUCUUUUGCAUCGGUACUCAUCUUUAACAAACACAACAACGAGCAUCGUCUCAAACACCUUGUCAGCAAACUUCACAAGCUCCAACCCAACUUUAAGUACCGUACAUUGGAUUUGUGCGUACAAGAGUCGCUCUUGAUGGACGACUAUGAAGGUGCACUCGAGUGGCUCGAGUUGCGUAUGAACAUAUCCGACUAUUUGUCGCCCUAUCCAUUCUACUUUUUCAUUGCCUAUCACAAGGCUCGUCAAGAGGAGCCACACACAGACUAUUGGUUCCAAAAACUAACCGACUAUAACCUUAAACUCGACCAUUCCGAGAUUGACCGUUAUCGCAGACAUUUCAAGAAACUUUAUAACCCUCUUCCAUUGGUCAUUGAUAGAGAGUAUGAUAUUGCAACUGAUGACAGUAUUCUUGAUCAACAACAAAUACCAGAAGAUGAUGAAUAUAUGGCAGCAGCAGCAGUUGAACAACAACAACAACAUCAACAACCCACCACAUCAUCGUCAAAGUCUAAAAAGAUUAGUAUAAGUCAGAUUUUGGAGAAUAUUACCAACUUGCAAACUCAACUAAGACACGAAAAACAAGGAACCACAUCGAAGAGGGAUGGAGAUUUAAAAAAGUCGGCAGAAGCAAUCGAACUUGAAGAAAAGGCAAACUUGUUUAAAAAUAUUGCACAGUCUCUCAGACCGGAAGAAGAGGAUCAUAGACUCGACGAUGAAGACGAUGAUGAUGAUGACAUUAAAAUCGACUUUAGAAAAAUAGUACCAGUGACCAACGCAGCAGACUCUUCAUUGGCAGAUUUAAUCAUCCAAUCUUCUUAUUCAUUUAGAUUGCGAUUGAUUGGUUUGAUAAAGGACAAUCAAAUUUUACAGGCUAUUAGAGAGUUCAAGAUCAAGGAACAGAGCAAUAGCAACAUUGAUGUACAAUCGUAUGUCUUGAUGGUCAAGGUAUUUGUUGAACAAAGGGAUUUUACAAAUGCUGAAUCCUUUUACAUCAAGAUGCUCGAUAGAGGCUACACACCAGGUGGUUUCAUCACUAAAGGCAUUUUAGAGGUUUCACAAGCUGGAGGCAAGGAAUCCAUGAAAGCCUUUACACAAACCAUCCAAAACUAUCCCAACAUCCAAACACUUGUGCCUAGAUUCGACGAGAUUCUUUUGUCGAUUGAACUCAAGCUCAAAACCAACGUUGUCAUUAGCAUUGUCAAGCACCCCAAUGCCGACGAGCUUGUCAACUCGGCAUUGAUCAUCAACUCGCUUGCCUACUCGCUUGCACACCGCGGCGAACUCGAGUUGGCCGAAAAGGUGUUGCAAAGCCUGCUGCACAAAAAGAAGCGAAUCUCAUAUCCAACCAUUUCCUUUUUCCACAAGUGCUGCAAUGAAAAGGGGAUUGUACCAAAGAUUACACACGAGUUGGCCAACUACUAUAUGCAAACGAUACAAAGUGGAAACCAACCCAUCCCAACCGAAAUAUUCAAUUCACUCUUGCUCGACGCCUACAACAACGGGCAUUACCAAACCGCAUACAAUGAAUUCAACAAGAGAGCACAUGAAUUCCCACAAGAGAUCAACAACAACACGAUUCGACUGGCUGUCCGUGUCUACUCCAAGGUCUACCCACUUGGCACUGAAUUUGGUAUUGGACAUUGGUUGCAAAUCAAAAAGAACGAUCUUUUGAGAGCAGCCAAAAUAUCGCGAUUCGUCUUUGAGUCUGAACUCCUCAAUGUACUCUACAAUCAAGGCAAAACCGAUGUCAUCAUGGGAUACGCCAACCAAAAGAAUUUCCACAACAUUUCGCAUCUCUCGGAUACGAUGGCCAUCGUUUUGAAAUCAUGUCCAACACCUCAACAAGUCAUUGACCAUGCUUUGCAAAUGCGUCGUGAAGGUUGUAAAUUCCUACCAGAACACAUAGAAAUAAUCAACAAAGCAAACCAAACUGUAAAUAACGACAUUGUAAAGACAUUUACUUGGAAACAAGUGGUCGAACAAAACCCAUCAUUCCUUUUGCCAACUGUCAGAGUUGCCAUUGAAACUUAUUUCUUAAAUAAUCAAGAAGAAGAAGUUUCUCAAUUUGACAACAACGAAUCAGAAGAUCAACAACAAGAUGAACAAGAUGAUGAAUUUGAACAACAACAGGAACAACAACAAUCAUAUGAAAAGGCUGAACAAAAAAGAUAUAAAUAUUUUAAGAAACCACAACCAUCUGGUGGUGAAAAUAAUCUACCUAUAUUCUUUUAA